This is a messenger RNA of Aspergillus puulaauensis, 1599 nucleotides long. RefSeq names its product T6SS phospholipase effector Tle1-like catalytic domain-containing protein. The record is from RefSeq and is a predicted model, not a curated record. Bases 1 to 1599 code for a protein of 532 amino acids. The transcript has 2 exons. Lineage: Eukaryota; Fungi; Ascomycota; Eurotiomycetes; Eurotiales; Aspergillaceae.
AUGGACCGACCUGCUUCCACCAACAAAGAGUUCGUCCUGUGCUUCGACGGCACAGGAUACAAAUUCCGCGGCGACGAUACAGAUAGCAAUGUGAUUAAAAUAUACAGAAUGCUCGACCGCAACAAACCAUCCCAAUUCCACUACUACCAGCCCGGCAUCGGAACCUACACGACCUCAAUAUGGCAGAGCUACGAAGCGCACAAGAACCGGCUUAAACGGUGGUUUCUCAACACGAAAGAUGCAGCUGUGGGGACUACAUUCGAUGAACACGUCAUGGAUGGGUAUCGAUACCUCAUGCGCUUUUACUGUCCCGGGGACUGUAUCUACAUCUUCGGUUUCAGCCGCGGGGCGUAUGUCGCGCGCAUGGUCGCCGAGAUGCUAGACCAUAUUGGACUCUUAGAGGCAGGGAAUGAGGGGAAAGUAGGCUACGUGUGGAAUAUAUACAGCCAGUGGGCGAAACAGAGUAACAGCAUCGACACCGAACAAGCCGAGAAGGACAGACUGUAUGAGUAUAUGAAAGCACUGCGGGAGACAUUCUGCCGUCCUGUAUCGCAGGUACGCUUCCUGGGCUUGUUCGAUACGGUUAACAGUAUUCCGCGGUUUGAGGUGAAUCGCAAUAAAUUUCUGUUUCCUUAUACGGCGAAGACGUCGGCAAGGGUUAUUCGGCAUGCCGUUGCGAUUGACGAACAUCGGGCGAAGUUUCGGGAGGAUCUCUUGUCGGACUCGAAUCCGAAUAUUAGCGAGAAGGAGAGGAAGAGGCGUGCUCGAAUGCAGGGGGAUGGACAGCUUCAGCAGGGGCAUUACAGUGGUGAGGCGUUCUAUCGGCCUUCUCGUCGGCAGACUGUGGAUUCUGGUGAUAGGACGCUUACGGGGUCGCCGAGGGCUUCGUACGACGCCGGUGGCUGUUCUGAAGACACGAGCUAUGACCAGGACAUCGAGGAGGUGUGGUUCGCUGGAUCCCACGCUGAUAUUGGGGGUGGAGUCAAAUUAGACGACGACGAUGAAUGCUUCGGGCUGAGCCAUGUGCCCUUGGUAUGGAUGGUGAACGAAGCGCAGCGCGCAGGGCUGAAAUUCGACCCUGAGAAAAGAAAGCUAUUCCACUGCUUCGACGAUUCAGAGGAUACUUAUCUUCCAGGCGCUGAGAAAGCAACGGGCGAUCAACAAGAGACGACUGAAAGAUCACAGUUCAGGUCCGCUCUAUGGCGAGCAGCUACCACCAGCCGUAUACAUGACUUCCUCCGGUACGGUCAGGGUGUCGCGUGGUCCACUGUUCUCACUUGGAAGAUCGUCGAGUAUCUCCCCCUUCGCAGGAUGGGCUUGCAGGAGGAUGGAUCGUGGAGGCCCGUUCGAUGGCCUGUGCCUCUUGGGGAGAGACGCGAUGUCCCCAAGGAUGCGAGAGUCCAUGCAUCAGCUAUUCGCCGCAUGCAAGCCAAUUCGAAUUACCGGCCGGACAAUCUGAUCCGUGGGAAACGGUGGAAGAAGAAAUGUCCGCAGGAAUAUGGGAUAGGGACAUGGGAGGUGUAUGCUCAUCACGGCUGUCCUAUUCGAGAAACAUACAAGAAGAUGCCUGACACUACAGGAUGUAGUGGCUCGGUCUGA